Molecule: messenger RNA, 9134 nt
Organism: Biomphalaria glabrata
Lineage: Eukaryota; Metazoa; Mollusca; Gastropoda; Planorbidae
Product: tyrosine-protein phosphatase non-receptor type 21-like
Exons: 21
Coding region: 175-4206 (1343 amino acids)
Biological process (GO): protein dephosphorylation
Cellular component (GO): cytoskeleton
Molecular function (GO): protein tyrosine phosphatase activity
Source: RefSeq, a predicted model, not a curated record
UAUAUUCUCGAUAAAAGAUGACAACAACACGGAUGGCUGCACCCACAAAUUUUUAUGAUUCAAAUGAUUGUAAUUGUAUGAUUUUAAAAUAAAUAAUUCUAGAAUUUAAAUCCAGAGCUCUACCAGAAUGCUGAUAAUUUAUGAUCAUAACGAAUUAUUUUGAUAGUUUUGAAAAUGCCUUUUAAGUGGAGGCUGAAAAAAACCAGGAAGUAUGAUAUUUCUACUAAGAACUCCUUCAUUGUAGGAGUGUAUUUAUUGGACAAUGCUUAUUUAGAAUGUACCCUGAGUGCUGAAAGUACAGGACAAGAGUGCUUGAAAAGUAUUGCCCAGAGAAUCGAACUCUCUGAGAGUCAGUAUUUUGGAUUGAGAUAUGUUACUAAAAAAUUGCAUUUUCAUUGGGUUGACUUAGAGAAGCCACUUAAAAAGCAGUUAGAUAAAUAUGCCCAGCCUGCUAGUCACUGUCAUUGUCUCUACUUUGGUGUGAUGUUCUAUGUGAUGGGGGCACAUAAAAUUCCAGAUGAAGUGGCUCGUUAUCACUAUUACCUUCAACUAAAAAAUGAUGUGAUUGAUGGAAGGCUUCUAUGUUCUUCAGAUCAAGCUGUCAGACUGGCAGCUUACAGCUUGCAAGCUGAGUUUGGAGAUUAUGAGCCUGAGAAAUACACUAUUCAGAAUGUGUUGCUUUUUCCCAAGACAAUGAUGAAAGAUGAGACAGUGGCAGCUGAACUUGUGUCUGAGGCUGUAGCUGGACACAAUAGUCUACAGGGUGUCUCUCCAGGCAGAGCAGAGCUUCAGUAUGUUAAAGAAAUACAAAUGAUGGAUGGUUACAGUGUAGAAUAUUACAGUGCUAAGGAUGAAUCUCGAAAAGAUCUUUAUUUAGGCACUUCCUGCAUGGGUAUUUUUGCUCGCUAUUUAGAUGGUCAGUCACCAGUUUAUUACAAGUGGCAUGAGAUUGCUAAAGUGACUCAAAGUAAAAAGACACUUGAAAUAGAUACGUCUAAAAGUUCUGUACAGUUUCAAUUAGAGGAUACAGACACUGCUAAGUAUGUCUGCCAUUUAUCUCAGCUACAGCGCCAAUUUUACAAAUCAUCUAAAGGAAAUUUAAGUCUAAGUUUGUCUGACAUCACACAAGCUGGUGAAACUGCAGAAAGCCUUCCCUUUGAGGAUGCUCAACAAGUGUAUAUACCCCCUCCCACUGAAUCAACUCAAACUUCCCAAGAACUAGGUCCCUCACAAACCUCACUGGCUCAUACUACAGAACAGAGAUAUCCACCAGAUGUUCUCCAAAGUUCACAGCAAAGUUUAGAGUCUUCCAUUGAGCAACAACAGCACCACCAUUAUCAUCUCCCAACAAGUCAUAGGACUGCUAUAGAGGGAGAUGGGGUCAUAAGCAAUGGUUUCUAUCAGCAGCAAGUUAUGAGACACGAGUCCUUGACUCCAACACCUGAAGGAGACCCUGUCUAUGUCAACAGAGCUGCUUUGCUACCUGCAUACAGGCCAAGCCCCGAUUAUGAUGCACUUAUGCAGCAGCGAUUACUACAGCAGCAUCAACAGCAGCAACAUCAGCCACAACAACAUUCUCAUUUCAAGGAUUUCACUCCUCACAUUGGAGCUGCUCAAGUUUAUGUCCAUCCUGAUGGAAUGGCUUACAGCCAGCCAGAAAUCAGUCAGAAUAUAGCUAUGUACAGAGAUGAACAUGGCAAUUAUGCCAAUGUAGAUGCCCUUAGAAACUAUAGUCAUUCGAUAUAUGCAAACAUCUUCCAAGAGGGUCAUGGUAUCUAUGCAGGUAGAGGUGGGGAUCGAGGAAACAAUUUGGCAGUACACCCUACCUAUAGCUCACCAGAACUCAACACAGACAUACAUCAGCAAGAAAUUUUUGCCAGCAAUGAAUUCUCAGCUCAAGAGGCCAUGGUUUACCACUUCCGACCUCCUCCUCCAUAUCCCCGCACAAGUAGCAGCACACCUGACUUGGCUGUCCAAUCAAAUAUGGUGUCAGACCAGCCUUCCACAGUAAUACAUGGCCAGAAAACUAGUGGCCAACAUGAUUUACUAGUACAGUCCAGGCUUGACAGAAGUGUUGAUGAUCUUUCUGGAUUUAAGCUAACAGCUAGUGGUUACUCUUUGAAUGGACACCAGUUUUCAUUUACAUCACCAGAAGACUCAUCCCAAUCUGUAGCAGUAACCAUAGAGGGCAAAACUUUCAAUGCUAGAGAUGGAAAUCUAGAUGAGGGAAACACUAAUGUAUCAGCUGUUGCCCCAGAUACUAAUGCUGUCAAUGUAGGUGUAGAGAGCACAAGUAAAUUUCUCAGUGAAGAUCAAGAGGAUACAUCUAGUGAACAUUCCUACUCAACAUUUCAUGCCAAAGAAUCUGAUGAAAGCUCAGAGGAAGAGAAUUCUAGGCUGAAAAUUUUGCGCCAUAGGGAGGAGUCAAAUAUUCACAUUAGAAUGUUCACCCCACAGGAAGCUCCACCCCCUUCAAAACUCAAAGAAGAGGCAGCUCUUAGAGAAAGUUUUAGAAGACUAAAAAUUGCCAGAAAUAGCUCUCUCAAUAAAGAUGGUGUUGGUUUUGGUAGAUCAUCUCUAAGGGCUAUAAAAGACACUGCAGAUAUGAGCACAUUGGCUCCAACACCAUUAAAUGCUGUCAAUGAACAGCUGUUAGAGGGAGAUAAUAAAUCAAAUGAGGCUAAACCAUCAUCAACUGCUCUACCUUCUCCACCAGAGAUGAAGGAACUUUUAGAUCGCCUAGGUGACCCUCCACCCUAUCCUGGAAAGACAGAUGAACAUGGCCAUUCUGUCACAGACACUAUUUCCACUCCUAAUGAAAACUGUGUAGUAGAAGAUAACACAAGAAAUUCUUUGAAUCAAAACAAGCUGUCACUCACACCUAAAGGGUCUCUGGGAAAUGUUCCACUAAAAACUAGUCCUUUCAGAGAAUCUUUUGGUUCCAAGCCUAGAUCGACAAGCUUUACCUUAGAUACUAUUGUUCCAGUCUCCAAACCAAUCAUUGUCUGUAAUUCUAAAGACUCAGACCUGUGCUCCUCUGUUUUGAAAUCACAGUCCCUUGAUGUUGCCUCUUUGACCAGUGAUGGUUUCAAAUAUGCCAGUGAAAAAGAUGUCAGUGACAGGCCAACAAGUAGUGAAGACAAAGAUGACAGUGCUGAUAAAUUUGUUGAUUUACAUGAUCUAUCUGUGGGCUCAGAUAGUGAUUCUGAUCAUGAGAGGAGUCUAUCAGAAUCUAGACACAUGGGUCCUCUUAAGUUGGCUGCCAUGAAUGGAUUAACUUUGUCAAGGUCCAUGGUGUUGUCAAUGAUGAAUGAUGAGACCAGAGCCCCAACUGAUGACAGGAGAAAAAUGCUAGAAAGUAAAAUAUCUGAAGGUCAAGUAUAUGCUGAGUUUGAACAAAUACCUCGCAAAUCUGACUCUUUAGAGUGUAGUGUAGCUUCAGCUGCUCAUAAUGCAUCUAGAAAUCGCUUCAAAGAUGUGUUACCAUAUGAUGCCACUCGUGUCAAAUUGACUGCAAGGAAAGAUAAUCCAGAUGGUUACAUCAAUGCUUCACAUAUCAAGCUCACAGCCAAUGAUAACAAGUGGCUGUUUAUAGCAACUCAAGCUCCACUGGAAAACACAGCCGUUGAUUUCUGGCAGAUGAUUUGGGAAAAUAGCAUAGAUGUGUUAGCCAUGUUAACUCCUUUCCAGGAGUCUGGCAAAUCCAAAUGCUAUGUUUACUGGCCACAAGAACCAGGAGCUCAGUAUAAACAGAUUUAUGGAGAGUAUGAGGUAGAAUUACAAUUUACUGACGACUCUCUCUGCUAUUUGACUAGCCGAAUCAUUUUAAGACAUGGAGGUUGUGAACACAUGGUCUGGCAUCUCCAGUACACUGAUUGGCCAGAUCAUGGUUGUCCUGAAGAUACUUAUGGAUUCUUAGGAUUCCUGGAUGAAAUUGAAUCUGUAGCUCGAUUAGCUGAGAGUGAGUCAGGUUGUAGUGAGAGACCACCUGUGGUAGUUCAUUGUAGUGCAGGAGUUGGAAGAACUGGUGUGGUGCUAUUAACCAUGGUCAUGAAGUGGUGUUUAGAACACAAUCAGAAUGUAGAUCUACCAAAGGCUCUAAUGGCUAUCAGAAAUCAAAGAAUGCACAUGGUACAGACUAUGGGACAGUAUCGUUUCAUUCAUGACACACUUAUCCAGUAUCUAAAAAACACAAGACUUAUUUAAUCCAAUAUCUGCAAUCACUUGGUCAAGAAUUGGAAAGUAGAAUUUUUUUUAGAUGUACAUUUGUCAUGUUGUUCAAAUGUGUAAAAUAUAAACAAACAUUUAACCAUUUUGUUUAGCCAGUUGUCUAGUUUCUGUUCGAUUUGAUCAAAUGUUGUGACAACAUCAAGAAACUCUGAUGAUAUUGUCAAAGUUGUGAGAUUAUGCUUUUCCUUUCAGUGCUCAAAUAUGGUUUGAACUGAGCUAACUAUAAUUAAGCCUAAUUUUUAUUUUACUAAUCAAGAUAUAUUUCAAGAAAUAAAUAGAUAUUCAUGUAUUCUAAUUAAAAUCUAAAGAAAUUAACUCAAUAUGAAUUAUAACAUUUUCUUUAUACUUUUUAAAAAAUGUAUAUUGAAUUAAUUGUGUUAGUUAGCAUAAUGGUUGUACAUCUUUUUAAUAUAAACAUAAAAUUUCAAUAGAUUAAUGCAAACAAAUCUUUUUUUUUCCAAUUUUUUAAAAAUUUGUUGAUCUAUUUUUGAGUAACCAGUUCUAGUAAAUGUAUACAGUUCUUGAAAAAGAAAACUUGACCAAAUACUCAUGUCAUACUUUCAACAAUUAAAAUAUUGUUGUUUUUGCUUUUUUUGUUAAAACUCCUUGUACUGCAUUUGUGUGUGUUGAACCUAGUCCCAGUGAGAUAUUUCACUCAUAUGUACAUUGCCUUUGGUCAGUAUGAUUUACUUUGAUUGAAGUUAGUUUGAGCUCAGUGGAGAUAAUCAAUUGUGAGCUAAAACAGUUUGUUUCAAAGUUGUCACAUUUAACGUAUGUAGUCAAUUUAGAUUUUUAGCAUUACAAAAACAAAACAAUAUUGAAUGAUUUAUGUUAUUUGUACAAGUUUCUGUUGCUGGUCUUGAAGAAAAUAAUUUGGUUUGUUGUGAUAGCUCAAGAAAAUGUGAAAUCUUGUGGACUUUAGGAUUUGUUUUUCUUUUAUGAGUAAAAAGGUUUGUUAUUUUUGUUAUCCAAUCAUAACUAACCUUUAAAAAUUAAUAAAGCCAUUUGUGAUUUACAUAAAAAAAAGUAAAGUUCCCCUUUUAGACCUUGUGAUCUAUGGGGCAUCUGUUUCUGUGAUUCAUGUUUAAGGAGGGCGUCAUGUGGCCAGCUCAAUGACCAACUGCCUUUACUUUUCCUCAACUAAUGUCAGGCAGCCAUGAGAGCUGCAUGGUCAGAGGUGCCCAAAAUUAAAUAUAUCAAUCUUCACCAGAAUUCUAAUCCGGGACCCCUAGGCUCAGAAGCCAAGCACUUUACCAAUUAGCCAGUGUGCAUCUGUAAUUUACAUAAUGGAGGGGAAUCUAUGAAUAGCUAGUUUUUUUGGUCUAUCUCUUGUAGUUUAAAAUGUGUGUAAAGACUAGAAAGUUUAAGAUUUUGGGUUGUAUAAAUUAAAUGACAAUGAACAAAUUCUGACAACGAAGGAAUAUUUUAAUAUUUUAGACACACUAUUUCUUUUAUGUGCAAUUUUGUCAUUAGAAUCUAUAUAUUAACAAUACAUUUCAUUGUUUUCAAACUUCAUAUUAAGUCCAUAUUUUUAUGACCAUGUCUUGUUUAUGUUUACAAUGAAAGUGUGAAUGUGAAUUACUUCAUGAUGACUUAGUACUAUGUUUUCUCUAGUUAUUGAUCCCUUGUUGAAACACAGCACAUUGUAAACAAAAUAAAGAUAUUGAUCAAUCUGUGUCAGGAAAUGUGUAUAUACCAGUAAUUGGUAAACUAAAUAGUUGCAUUCUAUAUUUCAUAGGAACUCAAUUUAGAACCAUUCCAAAGGUUUUUAAUUUGUUCAGCGAACACUUUUGAUAGGAGUUUGUUAACUCUUUCUCUCUCUAAUUAUUUUCCAUGUUCCAACAUAAUAAUUCAUUUUGCUCAUAUGUAUUUCGCUAUCCUGUAAUGAUUAACAUUUUUGUUUGUUAUCAAAAUAAAAAAACUUACUUUUAUGGGCUUAUCUUUAGAACUAGAUUUACACUAGAUUUAGGCAAUAUUAUAUGAUCUAAAUUGAACUGAAAGUCUUUUUUUAUCAUAGUUAUUAAUAUUUUCACAAUCUUAAUAUAUAAAAUAAAAUGUUUAAAUUGUCUUGAGGUUACUAUCCCAUAUCACAAACCUCAGAAAAAUUAACUAUAAAAACAGUUUUUCUGUAAAAUCACAUGGAAAAUAAAAAAAUACAGUUUUCCAAUGGGAAAUUAUAAGCACUUAAAACAUUAUGGGAGGAAAGAAAACAAAACAACUGACUUUAAGCAUUGCCGAUAAUAUCAUUGAUUAGGCUGUAAGAAUGGGGUAAGACCAAUGAUUGUAUUGCCGAUUAGGAGAGAAAGAUUAAAUGUUCAAGAGUUCAACAUUAACCAACUCCACAUUAAUGUAAUUGCUCCACAAAUGUUUUCUGUUAUUAGAGUCUGUCAUUAUCACAAAUGUUUUCUGUCAUUAAAGUCUGUCAUUAUCACAAAUGUUUUCUGUCAUUAAAGUCUGUCAUUAUCACAAAUGUUUUCUGUCAUUAGAGUUUGUCAUUAUCACAAAUGUUUUCUGUCAUUAAAGUCUGUCAUUAUCACAAAUGUUUUCUGUCAUUAAAGUCUGUCAUUAUCACAAAUGUUUUCUGUCAUUAAAGUUUGUCAUUAUCACAAAUGUUUUCUGUCAUUGUCAUUAUCACAAAUGUUUUCUGUCAUUAGAGUUUGUCAUUAUCACAAAUGUUUUCUGUCAUUAUCACAAAUGUUUUCUGUCAUUAGAGUCUGUCAUUAUCACACAUGUUUUCUGUCAUUAGAGUCUGUCAUUAUCACAAAUGUUUUCCGUUAUUAGAGUCUGUCAUUAUCACAAAUAUUUUCUGUCAUUAGAUUCUGUCAUUAUCACAAAUGUUUAUUGCCUCAAAAUUGUUGCUUAUUUUGUGUUUUCUUUUCAUAAUAUAUUUUUUUGACUUGCAUGAAUUUUGUGAAUUGAAUAUUUUUGCUUUUUUCCCCUAUGUGAAAUUUUUGAUAGUCAUAAAAACUUUAUCAUCUACAGUUACAUUAAAAAAAGAUCAGCUAAACAUUUCUCAACUCAACUAUUGGAGUACUGAAAUAACUAGUCCUAUAGUAUUAAUGAACUGUUUCCAGCUCAGUCAUUUCUUUAUGUUUGAGGGGCAUUCGUUUGGAUCCUGCCAUUUCAUCAUGCAGGACAUGGUGGUAGAAAUAGAAAACAACAUUAUUUAGUACAUUUUGUGUUUUUAUCAACUCUGAUUAUGUUUGCUCAUAUUUUCAUUUUGAAAAGAAAUCUCAAAAAAAAAAUUUGUUUUCCAUUUAUCUGCCAUUUGAAUUGGUUGUGGAUUGAAUAUUUGUAUUCCUACAAUAAUUCACACUGUGCCUUAUACACCUGACACUUGCCUAAUUUAAUGUUUUUUAAACACGUUUUAUUUACAAGAAUUUGUAUUGAUUCAAUAAAUGUUAUUACUUUAAUAUUCUCUAAUGUGGUAAUGACUCAAAGAAUAAUUAAUUGGUAAAAUGAAGAUUUAGUUUUUUUGCUUUUUCUCUGCAUCUAUUUUCUAAAAGCUUCCAUUGAGGGAAACAAUAUGUAAAACAUCAAUGUUUAGGUCAAAGUAAAAAAAAAAAUGCAUAAAAUUAAAAAUUUUGACCAAAAUGUAUAUUCAUUUAUUAUAUAUGCCAAAGAACUUUGCCAACUUUCUUACAAUGUUUAGAGCAUUCUCAUCCUUUACAAAUAGACCUAUGUAUUUACCCUAAUGUUAGCCCUUUGUUUCCCAAUGACAAUGAACUCUUGUAUUUCUUAGUUCACCAAGUGGUGCAUAAUGUCAACUCUCUGCAUAUUGAAUUGGUUUCAGCUUUAUUUGGCCAUGAAAUCAAUGCAGUGGAAAUGUAACUGAGCUAAUAAAGUACAAUUUCAUUAAGGUGUCAGUUAAUUAAUUGGACACACUGAUUGACAACGAAUUGGGUCAAAGUCUGGUGUCAGUUGAUUUAAUGAACAUAUUGCUUGACAGAAAUUAAUUCAACGGAGUCAUAUUAUGCCAACACUUUUAUUUGAAACACGUUGACAAAAUCUUGGGAAUAAGUUUUAUACCAAUGCACUUAAGUGCAGCAUGUCAACAAUAUGCUAUCUUAGUUAGAUAUAAAUGUAAAAAAAUAUAAUAAUUAAACAAAUCAGGAAGAGUUAAGUCUUAUCAUAAAGAAACAAAACCACAAUAUACAAAUGGCAAUAUACAAAUAUUAACAAAUUAAUUGCAAUACCAUUAUGAAAUGAAAGUGUAAACAAUUAUAAAUAGCACCUAUUAAAAUAACAAAUUUGAACUAGAAUAGGAUAUUUUGACUUAAUCUCUGUUGACUGAAAAAGAAGAAUACAUUUUUGCUUCAAUCAUCUUUUCAUCAUUGAAAACACAUUUUUUGAUCACUGACUUAGGGCUGCCAGUUUCAGCUAGCCACUUCUUCCUACAAAAAAUAAAAAGGCUUUAGUAGAUUCUUACAGUAUUAGCUUAUACAUUUAUUUAAAAAAAAACAACUUUUAUAUAGCACAACUUUCAUGCUGUAAGCAUGCUCAGUACAAUCUGGUCCAAUCUCUUUUGUGGACACAUGGGAGAGGGUGUAUCUGAGAGUAGGUUUCAAUGCUGCCUCAGCAAACACAGCUCUGCUUGAUGUGGGUUUUGAACUUGAUCCCCCUAAAGGCAGCCAUACAGGUUUUGCCUCUCAGCCCUACAUCUAUAUUUUUGUAUUGCAAGCCAGAGACAAUGUGACCACAGCUCAGAACUCUCUCCCUUUAACUUUACACACUUCUUCAAAGCAAAGAUCACAUGAAUAUGUUCAUAGUAACAAGUCUGGUAAUUUAACAGUAAGUAUCACCUUAGUUAUAGUAGGUAGUAACAUAAAAGUUCAACCAGUGUCUAGUACUGUUAUUCUUGAUAAGUAGCACCUCAUUUAAUAGAAACAAAAGAAACUCUUUUA